AAUAUUUUAUUUACAACAUUAAGAAAAACAGAGUUUUCUAUAUAUAGUCACUGUAGUAUCGAUUACUUCAUAAUAGCCCGGGGCAGUUUCUUGCGCAACUGGGCUGUAGAAAGGGAUGGAUUGUGUUACCUUUGGUUUUACAUAAGUGUUUCCGUGUGAUGGAAAAUUCUGUUGUUCACUCACCUCGGGUGAUGAUGUCUGAUUGAAGUGGGAGCGUGUGAGGCGGUUCUCCCAGGUGACUUAUUUCUAACCAGUUUUUGGAACUCCCUGGCGGUAAGAAAGAGCAGCUAGGCCACCAAGGGUAUAAACCCGUCAGCUGGCAACGGGUUAGAAAGUAUGUACGAGGGGUUCUGGACGGGCGCCAGCUGUUCACAGCUGUGCUGAGGAGCAAGGAAAGCAAGAACUACUGCUCCGAACCCAAGCUGUGUCUCGCAAAUGAAGGGCGCACCGCGGUGCUUUCAGCCUCUCACUUCAAGGCACAGUGACACAGCUACCUUCGACACCCAAGUUGGGCCAUUCGCUGAAAAAGGAGGGGGAGAAACGCUCCGCGAGUAUUAUUUUUUCCUGGCCAGCAGCUUCCGUGUCCACAGAGUGUGUGUGGCCCCCGGGCUAGCGUACACUUACAAUCGGUAGGAACCAGCCCUCCAGGGAAUAGGUGGACGGCAGUAAAGGACGUGCUGGGCGCCCUCUGCACAUGUUCCUAGGGCGCCAUCUCUUUGCAGCCACUGACUCCUCCAGCAGGUUUCCCAGCGGCUGCCUCCGGAGCGUGUGAACAUUCCAAGCCCCAGCUCUGCUCCAACCUGCACAGCCAAGCAUGCUUUCCAGCCCCUAAGCCUUCCCUGCUGCUUCUGCUCCUAUUAGACCUCUCGGGCUUUCCGGAUAGUCGACACACGCUUUGCCUGAGUUCAGGUUCCUUUCCUCAGUGUGGACCCAAACGUCCCGGAAGCAGCAAGACCUGAACCUGGCUUUAGAAGAAGAGGUUCCAAGACCGAGGGGAUACCAUGUUCACGAAACUGUUCCAGCAUUGGAGUUUCGCAGUCUUCCUGCUGAGUUAUUCUGUCCCCUGUUAUGGGAGAUCAGUGGAAGGGACAAGCCGCAGACUCAAAAGAGCUGUAUCAGAGCAUCAGCUACUGCAUGACAAAGGGAAGUCUAUCCAAGAUCUACGAAGGAGGAUCUUCCUUCAAAAUCUCAUUGAAGGUGUUAACACAGCAGAGAUCCGGACUACUUCAGAAGUUUCUCCAAACCCUAAGCCUCCGACUAACACAAAGAACUACCCUGUCCGAUGUGGCAGUGAAGAUGAGGGUAAAUACCUAACUCAGGAGACAAACAAAGCUCAGACAUACAAAGAGCAGCCCCUGAAGACAUCGGGAAAGAAGAAGAAACCAAAGCCUGGAAAACGCAAGGAACAAGAAAAGAAAAAGAGGCGAACCCGCUCAGCAUGGCCAAAUUCUAGAGAAUCUGAGAAUGGAAAUGAAGGGGUCCCCCUCUUGGACAUCUCUGGUACUACACAUGAUCACAAUUUAAGGAGGCGUUGAAUUUUCAGUUGAGAUCUUUGGAAAACGUAUUGCAGUAUUCUGUAAUAGUGAACAUAUGGAAAGUAUUAGAAAUAUUUAUUAUCUGUAAAUAUUGUAAAUGCAUCGAAAUAAAACCUCCUCCUCCCCAUUGCUCUCUGAAACUGCACAUUUGGCUAUUGUGAAUUUUUUUUCCCUUUUUUUUUUUUUUUUUUUUUUUGCUAAGGCUAAGCCAAUUAUUAUUGUCACAUUUACCAUAAUUUAUUUUGUUGAAUGGUGUAUUUAUUUUGUGAAAGUAUCUUGGUGCUGCUGACUUUCUAUACAUAUAUAUAUAUUGUAACAUAAUGCACUUUAGAUAUACAUAUCAAGUACAUUAAUAACUGACAUCAUAAUAAAGUGUUCCUCUUUUGUGGUUGAUUUUAAAUGGAUGCCUAUGAACAACUGUUCAACUGAUUUUCCUCUGUGCAUGUAAAAUAGCAAUAUUUUAAAAUUUGUAAAGAAUGUUUAAUAAAAUAUAAUCUUAUGAAAUCA
Caretta caretta (loggerhead turtle) is the source of this 2042-nucleotide messenger RNA. RefSeq names its product parathyroid hormone like hormone (gene PTHLH). NCBI's taxonomy places the organism in Eukaryota, Metazoa, Chordata, Testudines, Cheloniidae. Gene Ontology annotation, cellular component: extracellular region. Gene Ontology annotation, biological process: bone mineralization. Gene Ontology annotation, molecular function: hormone activity. The record is from RefSeq and is a predicted model, not a curated record.